Molecule: messenger RNA, 3558 nt
Organism: Planococcus citri (citrus mealybug)
Lineage: Eukaryota; Metazoa; Arthropoda; Insecta; Hemiptera; Pseudococcidae
Gene: Mmp1
Product: Matrix metalloproteinase 1
Exons: 10
Coding region: 507-2294 (595 amino acids)
Biological process (GO): proteolysis; extracellular matrix organization; collagen catabolic process
Cellular component (GO): extracellular matrix
Molecular function (GO): metalloendopeptidase activity; zinc ion binding
Source: RefSeq, a predicted model, not a curated record
AUGAUUUGAACAGGUUCACCGCCGCAAUUCAGUAAUUACUUUAUCUGACAGUCGUCAGUUAUGAAACGAGCAGCGGUGGUCUACACUACGAUGAAUUUUUUUCCAUUUUAAUGCCGUGUAAUUCUUGCCAGUUUUUCGCGUAACGUCGGCCCCGAAGGGUUGUGUGCUGUCUGCGAAUAUCGUUAAUGAUCAGUCGUAGCCAACAAUGCAAUAAGAAAAAGGCGAGCAGUACACGAUUAUAAUAAUUUUACUAUACCAAUUAGCUUACAACUGUAAGAGUAAUUAGUGAAGCAGAAGACAUUUCGCGUUUAAACUGUUAUAGCAUUUAUAGUAAAUACCGCGUAUCGUAGUUCGUGCAUUAUAGCUGACGACAGUUGGUGUUUUUUUUCUAUUUUUGGAAAUUUUCAAAUUUCGUAUAGUUCCUAUAGUAAAAUUGCGCCGUGUUUUUUUCUUUUUUUUAAAUUUUUACAUAAGUAAAUCUGUCAAUUUUUUUGCCAAUUUUAUCGAUGUUUGAAGUCAACACGAUGGAAAGAGUAGAAAAAAAUCACUUCAGAACGAGAAGAAGAAGAACGUGGUACCUGAGCCUGAGUGGCACAUCGACGAUGAUCUUAUUAAUCUUUAAUGUUAUAUGUUUAUCUACUAAAAUUACGCCAAUAUCUGCAGUUAACGAUGAAAUGACAGCCAUGCUUUAUUUAUCGCAUUACGGUUAUCUAAGUCCUCGCGUCAAGAAUCCGCACUCCGGUCAGCUUAUGUCGGAAGAAACUAUGUCUAGGGCUGUAACAGAAUUUCAAGCUUUCGCCGGUCUCAACUUGACAGGAUAUCUGGAUGAUGAAACCAUGCAUAUGAUGUCCAUGCCAAGAUGCGGUGUCCGGGAUAAAAUCGGUUACGGUGGACAUAGAAGUAAACGAUAUAUUUUACAAGGUAGUCGAUGGAAAACGAAAGACUUGACUUACAAGGUAUCAAAAUACACGAAACAAAUGUCCAAACCUAAAAUGGAUCAAACGGUCGAACGUGCUUUUGCCAUGUGGUCUGACGUAACGCCUUUACGAUUCCGUAAAGUAUCCAGCGGAUCGGCACAUAUUGAUAUAAGAUUUGAAACAUACGAUCACGGUGAUUCGGAUCCAUUCGAUGGACCAGGAGGUACUUUGGCGCAUGCGUAUUUCCCUGUCUAUGGUGGCGAUGUACAUUUCGACGAUUCAGAAAGAUGGACCAUUAACGUCGGCUCAGGUACGAAUUUCUUCCAAGUAGCCGUUCACGAAUUCGGACACGCGUUAGGUUUAUCGCAUUCGGACGUCAAAGGAGCAGUGAUGUAUCCGUUUUAUGGCGGCUACGAUCCGAAUUUCGAGUUACAUCCGGAUGAUGUCGAUGGUAUUCAAGCUCUAUAUGGGGCAAGUGAACGACCCAGCACGGACGAUGACGCCGAAGGAGCAGGCAGUGGUAAACCUACGUCAACUCUUAAGCCACCAAUAAUGACAACUCCUCCGCCAAACACCCCAUCGCCUCCUACAACAGACGGUGAUCCUGAAUUAUGUAAAGAUGGAUCCUUCGACACUAUAUUCAAUUCCAAAGAAGGUGUCUCUUACGUUUUUAAAGGUCAAAAUUACUGGAAACUAACCGAAGACGGAGUUGCAGCUGGUUAUCCUAAAUCUAUUGGGGGAAGUUGGGUCGGUCUGCCGGGCAACAUUGAUGCGGCUUUUACCUAUAAAAAUGGUAAAACUUAUUUCUUCAAGGGAUCUAAAUAUUGGAAAUACGACGGUAAAAAAGUGGACGGAGAAUAUCCCAAAGAUAUUAACGAAGGAUUCACCGGUAUCCCCGAUAAUAUUCAAGGAGCUAUGGUUUGGAGUGGUAAUGGAAAAAUAUACUUCUUCAAGGGCAGUAAAUUCUGGAAAUUCGAUCCGGCUCAAAAACCACCAGUUAAAAGCACCUAUCCUAAACCAAUCAGCAACUGGGAAGGAAUACCGGACGAUUUAGACGACGCUUUUCAAUACAGCAACGGUUACACGUACUUUUUCAAAGGAGGCAAAUACUACAGAUUUAACGAUAGAACAUUCGCAGUCGAUACUACAGAUCCGCCUUUCCCCCGAGAUGUCGGUUAUUGGUGGUUUGGAUGUAAAGCCCAAAGUAGAAGUAGUAAUGUAAAACAUAAAAAUAAUGACCAGGAAGAAAGUGCCAGUAAUUAUAGACCAACCUUACUUGACAUUAGGAGAGACCGUACAAUAAAUCAAACUGUCGACAUAACUGAUAUUAUUCUCGAUGCUGCUCGAAGACAAACAGGCGUACGCGGAUUCAGAUAAAUAAAUUGCUUGGUCAGUUUGCUUCGCAUAUUUGUGGUCAGCUUCUACCACUGCCUACUGUAAAACGCGCUGCUGUAGUAUCGGUCAUGCGGUUCUAAGAUAUUUUUGAAUGCUACUUUUCGAUUGUUGAUUUACUACCUACGUAUUUAAAACCAAACAAAGAAAACAAAAACGAUCUUAAUUCAUUUUGCCACAGAAAGCGAUACAGGAUCACGUCCUAGUGAUGUACUAUGAAUAUUACAACUUAGAAAAAUUCACCUACCAUUACGUCGUCAUCGUUACGCUGAACAUUUUGGUGGCGAGUCGUAUAUAUUCUUCGAGCAGCCAACGAGGAAAGUCAUCGGUGAUGAGCCAGACGAGUCAACUUUAAUUUGUAUACAAACAACGAUAAAUUGUGCCUAAAUAAAUUAACCUGAAUUCUUUUCAAAUUUAUCGUUGUUUAGUUCUUUAAAAAAGCAAAAAAACUUGGAUCGUGUUUAGUUUUUUUAAUCAAAACAUGAAACUGAUUUGUACCGAGUGUUUUAGACUGUUUUGCAUGUAUGAAAACUACGCGAUUUUGUCUUUUGUGUCCCAUAACGCCCGGAUCGACGAUACGAUUGAAUAAAAUAUCGUCGUAUUACGUAACAUAGUUUUUUUUUUUUUUUUUUUUUUUUUUUUACCAGUAUGUAUGUGUAAUAUUGUUCCUUGAUAAAGCCGAUUUUUAUUCAAACUUUUGUCGAUCCGUUGUUAUGUAUUAUUAUUAUCAUUAUAAUAUUAGGUACUCGUAAGUUGUCUACAACACUCGACAUAAAAUACCCAGUGUAUUUUAGGUACGUUAAACUUAAUAUAAUAACACGGUGCUCGUAUACAUAAUGUCAUUUUGUAUAUCGUGCACAGAUCUCAAAUUUUCCUAUAUUUGAUUCGACUUAUACUAUACUUCUAUUUCGUAUACAUGUAUAUAGUUUCUUUUUUCUUUUGAUAAGCGUACUAUUAACCAUUGAAUACGUAGUCGAUGAAAAAAAAAACUUUGAUUACCAUUUACAGGAUAGUAUAUGUUUAUGAAAAUUAGACUAUAUCUAUAAUUUGUGUACGCGUAUUUAUACUACGAUCGAAUAUGUUCGAUUAUAUGAAAUUUUUUUUUCAAUAAUGUCGAUAAAUACAAAUGAUAAAAUGAUGUUAUCUUAGCUUAUUUUUUUGUACGAUAUUGCUAUUUGUUUUUUGUAUAAUCGCUAAAAAGAAAAAAAAAGGCUGUUAUCGUAAGUUUUUAUUACAGAAAUAUUUUGUA